GUACCUCCGCUGCGCGUCUACUCUCCAACACUGCAGCUGCUGCUCGCGGGGAAGCGCUUCUCCUCCUCCUCUUCCUCCUCUUCCUCGCGCCUCUCUUUGGAACACACGCGCAGAGACAAAAGUCGCAGAAGAAGUCUCCUGCUGGUAACAACGAUGUGCGUGGAAACUAAUAGAGGGAUUCUUUUGUAUUAGACGCAGCUGAAAACUGCAGUUUGAACUCAGAAGAACCGGAUCUCCUCGCGCUCCUCGUUCCUCCUUCACAUCUCACUUUUUCUUUCCUAAAAGAAGAGUCCUGAGUGCGGAUCCAUUCCGCCUCACAGACCCGUUAAACGUGCCUCGCGUCCUUCCCUUUCCUCCCGUGUCUCCGUCCAGCUGCGGUGCGUCUCGGCUGUGCGUAAACCCCCCCCCCCCCUUCUCAUCCCCGAGACUAACCCUCUCCGAACCCGGGCUGUCAUACGGACCACCGGCACCCAACAGAACCUCCUGUCUCCUGCAUGACUUUCUCUAAAGCGACCUGCAAACCGCCAUGGAUGUGUUCAAGAGCCGCUUCUUGGGGAUCGGCGUGGCCGUGGCGCACGGCGUUUUCUCCGGCUCCCUCAACAUCCUGCUGAAGUUCCUCAUCAGUAAUUAUCACUUCAACUUCCUGACGCUGAUCCAGCUCCUGACCAGCAGCACCGCGGCGCUCACGCUGGAGGUCCUCCGGCGGCUGGGGAAGGUCAAGGUGCCGCCGUUCAGCCUGCAGCUCUCCAAGGAGUUUGGCCCGGUGUGCAUCCUCUCCACGCUGCAGUCCACCCUCACUCUGUGGUCUCUGCGCGGCCUCAGCCUGCCCAUGUACGUCGUGUUCAAGCGCUGCCUGCCGCUCUUCACGCUCAGCAUCGGCGUGUGUGUGCUGAGGAACGGCGUGCCGUCUGUCGGCGUGGUGAUCGCCGUGAUCAUCACCACCGGUGGAGCCGCACUGGCUGGUAAACGCAACACAUUCACACAUCUCUCUGUACAGGCCCGAGGAGAUUUUACUGUGAUUAUUCUGCAGCACAAAACAAUUGACUUUGCUGCAGCUUUCCCAAAAUGUUUGCAUAUUUUUGCUAUUUUACAAUAGCGAAUAUAUUUUUCACAGAUUUAGCUUUGCAUUGUUGGACUUAUUAUUGACUGUUUUGUAAGAAAAAAGCAACGAAAUUGAUGCAGCAGAACCAGAGAUUUGUCACAUAGUUCUUCCUUGUCAACACCUGGCACCUACAUUACCCACAAAGCAUCUUGACUUGGUUCAGAGAUUGGGUGUGUUUUGCUGCAGAGGGCUGAUGAGCUCACGUCUUUCUACCUCUGACUUCAGUUUUGAUGUGUAAAACUGUGGUAAAGAAUUAACAAGUGUUUGAUCUUACAAGAGAUUGAAUCUCUUUAUUCUUGUGGUUCAUGGAGGGAAUGUCUCUUCUACUGUCCUUCCCCUCUUCUUUGAACCUUUUUAUCCCUGUUCCCUUAAUUCAUUUAAACGAACUCUCCGAAUUAUUUUCUCCUUCUCUUUCUGAAACAAAAUUGACAAGAGUCCAUUCGUAUUUUAUGCCCUAACUAUCCAUCCAUAACGAGAAUCUAAGCUCAACUAUCAGAGCUUUCAUUUGUCACUGUCAUCAUUAUAUGGCUGAACUUCUUCGCUGUUGUUCCUCCUCACUCUGAUAACUUCUUUAAUUUCUCCUUUUUAAUGUCAUUCAGUCUUUUUCUCUAACUUUCACAAGAAAAGUUUAGUUUUCUUCUCUAAAUAUCGCAGUUAAACAUCUUUUCUUCAUAUGUAAAGCUGUUUAAUCGUUAAUAUUGAUUUCUGGUCCUGUAAAGAUCCUUUAAUCAUCUUUCCCAUCAGUACAUUUUCUUCUUCCAUUACCGUUAAUGAUCCUGAAGUCAUAAACAAAAAAACCCUACAGAUAAUUUAUUUCCUGAAUCAAUCUC
Messenger RNA from Anarrhichthys ocellatus (wolf-eel), 1932 nucleotides. RefSeq names its product solute carrier family 35 member D3-like. Lineage: Eukaryota; Metazoa; Chordata; Actinopteri; Perciformes; Anarhichadidae. The record is from RefSeq and is a predicted model, not a curated record. Bases 527 to 1096 code for a protein of 189 amino acids. The transcript is spliced from 2 exons.